AUGAAGCGUAGUGCAACGUUAUGGCGGAAUCUGAUGCCGUUAUCCAGUCGACUAUCAACACCGCAUAUAGGGAAAACUCCUCGACGAAUGACCGCGGAUGAAGCUGUCAGUGCGAUUGGCUCAAACAGCGAUAUAUUCGUUCAUAGUCAAGCAGCUACACCCACGGAAUUAUUGAAUGCUCUGUGUAAACGGGUAGAUUCCGAAGGGCUCAAAGAUCUUCGCCCCAUCCAUAUUCUCCUCAGUGGGAAAGUACCAUGGGCAGACAAAAAGUACGUUGGAAAAAUACGAUCAAACUGUCUAUUCAUGGCCAACACUUUUCGUCCUUUGGUAAAGGAAGGACAUGCUGAUUACAUACCAAUGUUUCUUUCGGCUAUGCCUAGCAACUUCUACAACAAAAAUUUUCCAGUGGAUUUUGCGUUAAUCUCUGUGUCUCCUCCCGAUAAGUUGGGUUACUGUUCUCUAGGAGUGAAUGUAGACACUUCAUUGGCUGCAAUUGAAAGUGCUAAAAAAGUUAUUGCCAUCAUCAAUCCUAAAGUGCCUCGAACAUGCGGAAACACGAUAAUUCACGAAUCACGGAUUGAUUCCUUCGUCGAGGUUGACAGGGAAAUUUAUGGAAAUCCAGAAGGACAACAGAUAAGCGAGGAAGAGAAGAGGAUUGGUGAAUUGAUCGCUGAAAAUUUGGUCGAAGACGGAGCAACACUUCAGUUAGGGAUUGGAGCUAUUCCUGAUUCAACGCUAUUAGCGAUGAAAAAUCACAAGGACUUAGGGAUUCAUACAGAACUGCUUGGUGACGGUGUAAUUGAUCUCAUUAAAAGUGGAGUUAUUAAUAAUUCGAAAAAAACAGUGCUGCCUGGGAAGGUGGUUACAAGUUUUGGAUUCGGUACUCAAAAGUUCUACAAAUUUCUUCACGAGAAUCCUAUGAUCCAUUUCGAAUGCUGCAGUUGGACAAACCAUUCCGAUGUUAUUCGUGCGAAUUCCAAGAUGACAUGCAUCAAUUCUGGUAUUGAAAUUGAUAUCACUGGUCAGGUAGCUUCGGAUUCAAUUGGGAAAACGUUCUACUCAGGAUUCGGUGGACAAGUCGAUUUUAUGAAUGCAGCAGCCACCACUCACGAUGGUUUGGGAAAGGCCAUAAUGGCGAUCACAUCCAGAACAAAUAAAGGAAAAUCUAAGAUAACGACAACACUUGCUGAGGGAGCUGGAGUUGUUACCACACGUGGCCAUGUACGUUAUGUUGUCACCGAAUACGGUAUAGCGAAUCUCGGUGCAAAAAAUGUUCGACAACGAGCGCAUGCUCUCAUACAAAUCGCUCAUCCGGAUGAUCGGGAAAAGCUAGAGAAGGAAGCUUUUGAGAGACUCAAGUGUAUGCCUUCGCCUUGA
Necator americanus (New World hookworm) is the source of this 1377-nucleotide messenger RNA. RefSeq lists its product as uncharacterized. Gene Ontology annotation, biological process: acetate metabolic process. Gene Ontology annotation, cellular component: mitochondrion. Gene Ontology annotation, molecular function: acetate CoA-transferase activity. The record is from RefSeq and is a predicted model, not a curated record. Bases 1 to 1377 code for a protein of 458 amino acids. Lineage: Eukaryota; Metazoa; Nematoda; Chromadorea; Rhabditida; Ancylostomatidae. The transcript is spliced from 12 exons.